Messenger RNA from Falco peregrinus (peregrine falcon), 6698 nucleotides. It is a transcript of the gene PCARE, whose product is annotated as photoreceptor cilium actin regulator. The transcript has 2 exons. Gene Ontology annotation, biological process: protein localization to photoreceptor outer segment; photoreceptor cell outer segment organization. Gene Ontology annotation, cellular component: photoreceptor outer segment; photoreceptor inner segment. The record is from RefSeq and is a predicted model, not a curated record. NCBI's taxonomy places the organism in Eukaryota, Metazoa, Chordata, Aves, Falconiformes, Falconidae. The coding region runs from base 274 to 4179 and encodes 1301 amino acids.
UUCACACUCCCUUUUUUGAAUCAAAGACAAAAAACCCGAGUUGGAAUGUACAGUGGAACAGUGCACAACUUCAAGAGCAGCUCCUAGGCAGUAAGCACGUGAGAUUUCAAGGCAAACAACAAUGAAAACUGAUGACAAAACUGGAAUCAUGAUGGAAAACUUAUGAGAAACAGGCCGGUCUGCAGUUCGGGAUGAAACAGUGAGUUUGAUUCUUUGCUGUGUUUUCCCUAGUUCAUCUGGAUUUUUAAUAAAAAAUAAAGCCAAAGAGAAAGGAUGGGCUGCACACCUUCUCACAGUGAGAUUGCUAAUACUAUUGCAAGAAGUGGUCUUAAGGCUUUGAAUAAACCCAGAAGUAUUUUGCGUAUUGAUCCAGGAGAUAAAGGAAUUCCUCUGCUAGUUAAAGGUUCAUCUUGCUACAAUACUGAUGAAUUCCACCAAUAUGGGAUCCAGGGGAAUGACUAUCUGCGAGAAAAGGAGGACAAACUAUCAGAACAGGACAAGAGUGAUAAUUUUCAGUUAUCUUCCCAGGCUCAUUCAGAUCCCCAGAUUUCCAGGGAAGACAAGAGAAUUGAGAGGACAGCCACAGAUGCUGAAAUCGUUAUGUCUGAACUGAUUGAGUCUCAAAAACACAUCACUGAGGCCAUACAGAUCAGAAAGCAAAGCUCUUGUGAAUCAGAAGCAUCCGCUUUCAUUUGGGAUGACAAGAAUGAAAGCAAUGCAAAGCAAAUCCCAAAGAAAGGAAAGAAGCAAAAACCCCAUAAGCUGGCAAAGCAACAUCGACCUAGCAAAAUUAAAGAAAAGUCCAUUUUGGCCCUGUGCGAGACAGAGAAAAAAGUAGAUUUCCCAGAACUGCUGGUUAAGGCUCAUCAGAGUGCAUAUGCCUACUUAAAUCCCAACCUCUCCAAGUAUGAAACUAUAAUUCACAUGGCCACCGAGGCUACCCAAACUCAGCUCUUCCUACAGCAGAUGGUAAGCUUUCUCGUGCUUCGCUUCGAUGAAAUCAACCAGCUCUUGGAAGAAAUUGCUAAUGAUGGGGAAAAUCUUCUCAAAGAUGUAGGUGGGAAUCUGGCAUGGCCAGCAGAAAAAGGUGAUUUGAAGGAGCACCCUGAUCUUCUGCAACAACUACUGCAGUACACGGUCAAUAAAAUGCAGUUGCUGAGCGGGACGCUGGCCUCCCUCACCUCAGAUGCCCUGCAGGAGACAUGCAGCUACCUGCGGUCUGCUGCAAGUAACUUGGAAGGAAAACUGAAAGCAAAGCAGUGCUUCGAUGAGCACCUGCUACGGACAGUAAGGCUGCUCGAAGCCUCAACAGUGGGAUCCUCUCAGUCCCAUGGUGAUGACAGGACUCUGUAUUCUGAGGACAGUGGCAUUGGCGUGGACAAUGAGUCCCUCAAAGAGUUCAGUGCUCUCAGCCAGCACGGAGGACAAGCAAGCUGCGAUUCCUGUGGGCAUGGACAUCUGUCCCAGGAGCACACCAGAAAAGCGGAGCACAUGCGUGAUGGGAAAGUGUCACCAGGCACAGCUGCAUCCCAUGACUGUGCACUUGAAAGACAUUUUAAAGAUAUAUUUUAUUCACCUGUGCGGAGUAGGGAAGGGACUUCUGGUCAGGGUGGAGUACCAGAAGGCAUUUCUACCAUACACCAAUAUGCAAGCUUGAGCAAAAGUCAUUUCCAUAACUCCUUCCACUCUGACUCUACUCAGAAAGGUGAACAUUUCAAAAUCUGUGAAUCAACAGAUUUUCCUUCUGAUGAUGAUGUUGACGACGAUGAAGAGAGCACCCUGGAGGAAGAUGACGACAAUACAAGUUUGUCAGAAAUGGGGAAGGAUGCUCUGCCAAGGAGGUCCCUGUCUUUGCCUACAGUCACUGAUAACACACAGAGGCAGUCCAUCAAGAGGACGGAGAACACAGAGACAGAGGAAAUUAUUAUGAAGAUGAAAGAUGCCAUCAGUGAAAAAAUCAAGUUCGUCCCAGCUAAAUCCAGGCGUAAAGAAUGGAUAGAGGAUGAGAGCGGAAAAGAGGUCCUGGCAACAAGGCCCAGUACAGCAACGGGCAGCCAGAAAACCUUCAGGAAACAACAACGGUCCAGGUCAGAGGAGUCUCUCAGAAGCCAGGCAGAGGACCCGACCCUCCUAGAGCUUCAGAGAACUCAAAAAGAGCUCAGCAAGAGGCUGGAAAUGUUUUAUGGAAAGGAUACAGAUAACAAUGUGGAACCUUGGAAAUCAAGAACAGCACCUUAUUUGCAGGAUGAGCAAUUUACAUCUAGGUCCUCUAGCAAACUGAAGGCGUGCCUCUCAAAAAAUUUCAGCAUCCUGCCUAACCAGGAUAAAGUCCCUUCGUUCAUGGUUGAUCAAAACCCUGCCCAUCAACUGGAUGAAAAAAAGGGCAGGAAACCUUUAAGAGCUACUAAGCCCACCCAGGAGACAUCAGGAGGAAAAGAAAAGGAGCCUCCUGGAGCACAAAUGCUCAAUGGCAGCAGCUGUGUCUCCCGACAGUCUGUCAAAAAGCUUAUUGAAACAUUCAGUCCUGCUGAUGGUCUUGUAAAAGCCUCACCUUCAGGAUCUUUAGGACCAAUAAAGUGCAUCAGAAAAAUUGGGCUUCCAGUCAUCCCACCCACCAUUCCCUUUCAGGGAGGCCUGGCACCUUUAAAUCUUAAGCAUCGUAUUUCACCAGUAGAAGACACAAACCCUUCAAACACCAGUGGAGUUUCUUCUAGCUUUCCACAUGCCUUUCCUCCUGCACCAGCUGCAGAAUUAAGCAAGAAAGACACAAAAGAAGAGACUGAUGAAGACAUUGAGAACCUGCCACCACCACCACCUGAAAUGUUAACGGACACUUCUUUAGACUUUUCUGAGUGUGAAGAAACUGCAAGAAUAGAGGGAAACUCUUCAGAAGAUGCCAAAAAGCCUCCCAAAACAGAAUUUCGUGCUACUAAGAGAUCACAAGUUUCCCCAAAAAUGAAAGCCUCCCUUCAGUCCAUUGACUUGUUGCCAAGUAAAAAUAUCAGCGGCCCCAGUGUCAUUUCUAAUAAAGGUGUAAGAAAUACUGGAGCAGGGGAUGAGAAACUGCAGAGGUACCCUCGGGAGCUGAACCCUACCAACGUGCAUGUCCCUAGCCCGGAGGAGAUACUGGCAACCCAGAGAAAAGAGGCUGAGGAUUUGUACAAGCAAACCCAUAAAAUUAUUCCUCUUCAAAAUCCCAGUGGGGUUUCAAUCCCACACAGCAACAGCUCAGAGAGCAAAGAGCCCAAUUCACCUCCAACUUCAGUGCAAUACCAGAAGCACGGUUCUGCCGAUUCGCUCAGGAGAAACAAAAAAGGCUCAGUGUUUGCCAGGAGGGUCUCCCCAACAAGAACUCCUCCUUCCUCUCCACUAACUGAGAAGCGGCUUUUCAACCCCCCAACACACAACAGACACUCUCUGCAGGCUUUUAGCAGCCCACAAACGAGCUCACCCACCAUGCAGAGGAAACCCAGUCCCCCGUCUAGCCCCAGGGUGCCCAGCCCACCCUCACAGAAGAAGCUGCCCUCUCCACCACCUCAGCGAAAUCCACUCAGCCCUCCCAUGGGGCACAAGCAAAGCUCGCCAACACCACGCCGGUUGCUGGGCUCCCCAGCCUACCGUCAAGAUGCCAGCCCCCCUCCAUUCCCCACUGCCCCCUCCCCACCAGCCUCCCCAUCCUGCUCCUACAAGGGGCUGAGAGCUGGGCUGGAGGCUGGGGACGAGCACCAGCUCUCCUCCUCCAAGAGGACCAGCAAUGUCCAUUCAAUAUUCUGCCCAGCCACCUCUUCCUUAUUUGAAGCCAGACCUCCAGCGGUACCCACCAAACCCACUGCAGAGGUGGCCAGCCAGCCUGAAGCUUCACCACUUUCCCAAAAGAGCAGUCUGUUUUUCCAGCAACCUCAAGACCGGACCAGAAAGCUCUCCCUGAGUGCUGCCAAUCCUCAGCCAUUCGUGAGGAGAAGUUUCUCUGACCGACGACCAGGGGUCCAGUUUCGUCUCCCAGCUCCCGUAAUGACUGGCAGCGAACCCGCGCUUCACCAAGCAAGCUGGGAGGAGAGCCCUAGAAAAGCAAGCGACACUUGGAACAACAGCCCUUGUGUUCCUGAAAUCAAGGAGUCCAACAGAUCCGCUUCCCACCCCGAACUCUACGUCGUGGGCCAGGGGCUGCAGAGGGAGUAACAGCAGAAGCACCCACGAAGGCAGAGGCAUGAGCAAGGCCAGAGGCCCUGGAGGGAGGAAGCACCUUUCCCAGGCCUCCAAAAGGUGGCUUUGUGUUUUUCUCGCAAGGAAACAACACAACAGGAUUGCAUCUGAAAACACAGACUGGCCCCAAAAAGCUAACAAAAUAUCAGCAGAGCGGUACCCAGCUGUUUCUCCUUCGGACUGCAUUUCAUGGUUUAACUCAAAGAUCUACACUGAGCAAAAGAAAUGCUUUGGAACUGGGCAUGUCCGAGGCAAAUUGGUUUGAAAAGACAGGACCUGUAUCCAAGUCCUUUGUUUCCCUGUUUAGAUAGAGGAGUUCAAAAACUAUCAGAAAUUAUCACUAUUUGACAUGUUAUUCAUUCAGGAGGCAUCACAGUUUCAGUUAUGUAAAAAGUGGCUGCUGUGACAUUUCCAGGGGGGGAGGUAAAAUCCUGAAUUAAUUGAGUUUUAUUGGAAAAACAUCAAUGGCUUCAGCAAAGCCACAUCUUUACACUAGGUAUUUAUCAAUAAAUUCCCUCUCAAUCAGAGAGGGAAUAAGGUCAAACACAAAUUAAAACAAAAUAACCCCUUUUAAAGGAAUAAAAUUAGGGAUCUUACUCCCUCAGAAAGGCUUUGAUCUUCUAAAUCACCUUUGAUUAUCACAUAAUCUCAUCACCUCUAGCUUCCAGGGUACAAGGCUUAAUCCUGAUUAGAGUAGUUUUGUAAUAGCCCAAUCAAACAACAUUGUAAAUCCUGAAGCACCUAAGGACAUGUAUUUUUUUUUUUUUAAAAGAAGAGAAUGUUACCAUAGAGAAUCCUGUUUAUAUUUUUUCUGAUAUAUGCAGUUUGAGGGGAUUUAUUGUAAUUUCACUGAAAAUUCUAGACAGAUUCUUGUAACAAAAACAUGAGUUAUUUACAGUCAAUUAAUCCUAGGCUUUUACAGCACCCACUGGAAUACAGCUUGAGAAUUUACUGGAUCUUGCUCAUCUAACUAAUUUAUCAUCACAAUUGAGAUGCAACUUCUAAUUAAUGCAAUUUUAAUUAAUUUGAUUUUAUGUGUUUUCACAUACAACUUCAGCACAGAACAAGAUCCAGGAAAAAAACAAGCAAACUAUUUGUAGUCCUAUUUUGAUAGGAACAGUUUUAAUUUUUCCUACAGUUUUCACAGUGGUGGUAUCUGGGCACUUCACCUUCACACAGAGUUUUUGACCCUUCCUCCCCACCUUCAUGACAUGGGAACUAAGGCUCAUUUUAUGCUGUACAAGGGACGCCUUUGGAUACUGAACUCCUGAGAUUUAGCCUAGUGCCUUAAUCACAACCAUCCUUCAAUAAAUUCUGUGCCAUUUUACACCACAGACACAAGGAAACCUUAAUUGUUAAGUUUAAGGUGGGUUUGAAUAUAAAGAAUAUAUAAAGAAACUCAGUGAAUAGAUGCUGUGGACUGUCAGGGGUUCGUGAGCUUGAGGUGGCAAAGCAGCCAUAGCCACAGUGAGCAGCCAGGAGAUGUCAACAGAGCCACCUUGUAACCACACAGGCAGAUGCACCGUCCCCUAUCAAGUUGGAAAAUCACCAGGGAGAUACUGCAAAGAUCAUCAGCAGGGCAAACUCUGCAGGCCAUCUUCCCCCUCAUCAGAAGUGUAGUUCUCUCCCUACUGCAUAAAAAUACAAAUACAUUUCUGCAUGUGUUUUGGGUUUGUCUGUUCUGCUGGCAGUAACCACCCAGAACGGAAACAAACCAGAAAUCUGGCAGCAGAAAACCUGCACUUUGUGUGCCUUAAUGUAGCUUUGAAGAUGAAAACGUAAGAGUGGGAGGACAGCUUCUGCUCAGCUACUACAAUCCUUUUAUCUCUUUAUGGUUUCAUGCUGAAAUUCCCAGCACCCAUGAUGAGUGAUAAGAGAAAGCAUUUAUUUAUAUCCCCCAAGCACCAAACUCUGUGGUGCAAGAGCUACAGUAGCACGUGGAACAACACUCAGCAAUCAAGAUGGAAGCCUACUCACAUGUGUGUUAGCUGGACAUGGAGUCAGCCAAAGCAUCUUUCCUCAAAAACCAGACUCCCCUGAAGAUGUGGAACACGAGCUGGCACCCUGCCACAGCAUCUCUCCCUGCUUUGACUAAGGCCCUGGUCAUCAGGAACCUCAUUGCAAACACAACCCCACCUGCAGCUGCUGAAGGACUCUGAUGCUGCAGCAAACUGAGCCUUGUAUUCAAGAAACAGAGCGUCUCCAGGAGUGACUACAAGUUUGUAAUGUGGACUCAUGACUACAUAUAGCUAACAUUCUCUUUGGUACAGUUAAUGUACAGGACUCUUGCAAAUAAGGUGUCUACCUUCAAUUUGUAUUGCAAGCAUGAGAUUAACUAUAGUAUGCGGGAAAUUAUAGUUUGGCUCACCACUUUUUUUUUUAACAAGUUUUUUGGAUAAAACUUCCACUUUCAUUAAUACAACUGUUUUAUAAGACUGUACUCAACUUUAAGAUUUAUUUUUUAUUCAUGUAAAUAAAUCACAGGUUUUAUAUGC